Protopolystoma xenopodis is the source of this 341-nucleotide messenger RNA. The record is from the annotation of a GenBank genome assembly. Lineage: Eukaryota; Metazoa; Platyhelminthes; Monogenea; Polystomatidea; Polystomatidae.
AUAAAAUGCUUCCUCUCAAAUCUAACCGUUCUACGUACAAUAUGGUUUGCAAGUUGCGGGAGUGGGAUAAGGCUACUAAGGAAAAAAGAAAAAUUAUGCUACAGGAUUUUAUCGACCAGAAUAAGCAUAGGUCUGGCCCCGAACUUGAAAUAGAGCUGGCACAAAUGGCAAGUCUUCUUCUUGCUCGUAUUUGCGUUUGGAUUAAACUUACUUACAUGACUGGAACAUGCCUGACUGAGCAACUUCAAGUUAAACAAAAUUUUGCAUUGAAUUUGCGCUACUUUUCACUGCGAUUUCUGCGGCGUCUUCUUAUAGCUGAGGCUCAUGCAGGUUGGUCUUGA